AUGGCCAUGGAGGAAAUCGAAUCGAAUAACAAUAUUUGUCUCGUUAGCCAGGAUCGAAUCAAGCACUUCCUCGAUUUGGGCUGUGCACCAGGUGGCUUCUCACGAUGGAUUAUCGAGAAUAAUCCUUCUUGUACGGGUCUAGGCAUCACUUUGCCUCCAGACUUGGGUGGAUUUCAUAUGGUAUUUGAUGCACCAGGAAGAUAUCGAUAUUUAUACGAAGAUGUGACCAAGAAUCCGGAGACGAUUUGGUGUCAAGACGGUGUUUAUCAAGGAAUCGAGCCUCAGUUUGAUCUAUGUAUCGCCGGGUGUAUUUUCAGAUCCCCUGAGAUCAAUGAAAAUAGCGAUGACGAUCAGCCUGCUUGCUCACGUAGUCGACGAGUUUUACGUUAUUCUCAACUAUUGACGGCACUCACUAACCUUCAAAAGAAUGGUACUCUCAUUCUAGUUUUCAAUAUACGACCAUUUCUCUUCCAAGUUGAAAUCUUAUGCUUACUUAGUUGCUGCUUUGAAAGUUUGCUUCCAGUCAAGCCCAAGAGAGUUCAUAUUAUACGCAGCUCAUACUAUCUUAUCGGAGUAAACUACAAACCAGAGAAGGCACAGAAAAUGAACCUUUUAGGACGUCUUCGAACUGUUUUGGAUUUCAUGAAAAAGGCGGAUUCUAGUUGGCACUAUGACAAUGCUUUGCUUAUGGAGGGAACACCUGAUCAAAUCAUCACUGAAUGGACACCUUUUGUCUUGGAGCACUAUCAACCUAUGUGGGAAGUACAGAUGAAUGCAAUCGAACAUCGUUUAUUCCCAGGCACUAAAAAAGUGAAAACCGGAUAUGGGUGGCCACUCUCGAAUCGUAGGCAAACAGUAGACAAAACUCUGCCUAUGCAAAAGUCAAUUAAUGAUAAAUGGCGUUGA
Rotaria socialis is the source of this 906-nucleotide messenger RNA. NCBI's taxonomy places the organism in Eukaryota, Metazoa, Rotifera, Eurotatoria, Philodinida, Philodinidae. The record is from the annotation of a GenBank genome assembly.